Molecule: messenger RNA, 3954 nt
Organism: Laetiporus sulphureus 93-53
Lineage: Eukaryota; Fungi; Basidiomycota; Agaricomycetes; Polyporales; Laetiporaceae
Product: Dbl domain-containing protein
Exons: 20
Coding region: 1-3954 (1317 amino acids)
Molecular function (GO): guanyl-nucleotide exchange factor activity
Source: RefSeq, a predicted model, not a curated record
AUGUCGAAGGGCUCAAGCUCCUGGCGCCAAGAGGAUUACAGUCCGUAUCUGCAAUCGCCGCAGGCCUAUCUUCAGCCGCGUGCCCCAACUCCGGGACAGGUUUCUCGAUCCUCCUCUGCAAAUGGGCCUGCAGCGUCAUCGAGCCAGUCCUAUCGCGACCCUGGACUUGUACGCAUUGCACAAGACAUUAAACGCCCUCUUGAGCUCCACAAUGAUUGGCAAGACGAGGAGGAUGAUGACUUCUAUGAUGAGGACCCAUCUGAAGAGGGUGAUGAUCGGUUCUUCAACCCUGCUCUAUUGAGUCACAUCGCGGUGAGGCUACGGGACAAGGUGGUGAGAGGUACUCAUGUCAAAGGCAGUAUCCCGUAUCCAAGAGCAUUCACGGGAAAGGAUAUUGUGUCGACAAUACAGUCUCAAAUACAGCGGGAGCUGCUGGUGACGCAUGGAAUUUCAACCAAUGACCGGCGCGCUGCCCUGCAAGUCGCGCGUAGCCUGCAAAGCCAGCUGUUCUUUUAUGAAGUCGAAUGGGGAGGGCGUGUGCUGCAGGACGGCGUUGAGGAAGUCUAUAUGUUCCUUGAUGACCAGGAGGGCGCGUCCGAUGCUCGUAUUGAGCGCGAGGAACUUCCCACAGCGGUAAUUACUCUGUUGACCAGAUGCUAUUCGCCAAGCUGCUACGACGAGACGCCAUGCUAUUCAUAUGCUUGUCCAAAGAGGAACAGAAAUAUGCCUCUUUUGACCUCGACAGAGAAGGAAGAGGAGGAAGAGAUGGACGAGUCCUGGGUGAAUACGGUACCUCAAGAGGUCUUGAAAACGCUGCCGGAGAGCGAAGUCAAUCGACAAACGAUUAUACACAAAGUGAUCAAUAAGGAGAAGCAGUAUCUACGCGAUCUAGACGCUGUAGAAUCGCUAUUCAUUCGACCUCUGCGAACAGCGAAUCCACCAAUUAUCCGUCAGAGCGAGAUAGAUGAAUUCAUUGAGGACGUCUUCGGCAACAUUCUCGACCUUCGGGAAUGCAAUCGUCGACUUCUCGAGGUAUUGAACGUGAGGCAGCGUGAGCAGGCUCCCAUCAUACAAGGAGUCGGCGAUAUCUUCCUCGAUGCGGCGACGGAGUUUCGUCUCGCCUAUCCAAUCUAUGUCGGUCACCUCCCAGUUGCGGAAAAAAGGGUCAAAGAUGAGAGUGAGCGCAAUGCUGAGUUCCGACGGUUCAUCGAGCAACGUGCUAGAGAUCCGGAAGCGCACCGCCUUGACCUGAAACAUUUCCUGAAUCGUCCUUCGGAACAUCUUCAGAAGUAUCCAGUGUUGCUGGAGGCUAUCUGCAAUGAGACAACGGAGGGAAAUCCGGACGCUGACUUCCUCAAAGAAGCCAUCGAGGCGAUAAAGAAGCUGCAGACUGUUGCACAGUUAUGGACAUGGCAGUCAGCGAUGGGCAAAGGCCCAACAGGCAAACUCGAGUGGCAUAAUCUCGUCUCAGAAGAAAUCAGGAAGGGUCUGCCAAAAAAGGAAGGGAAGCGCCAGUCGAUCAUCUUUGAGCUCAUCAAGGGAGAGAUGGAUUAUGUCAAGGACCUCGAGAAUAUCGAAGUAAUGUAUGUCUCGCCUCUUCGGGAGAUGGAUCCGCCUAUUAUUCCGAGAGACCGACUGGAUCAGUUCAUACGAGAUGUAUUUCACAACUUUGCGGAGCUGCAUGCCCAUCACCGCAAGAUGUUGCACGCUCUUCACGAGAUUCAGCGAGAGGAACACCCUUUGAUCCGCAGUAUCACCUCGCCUAUCUAUGAUGCCGUCCUCAACUUCCGUGAUGCGUAUUUGGAGUACAUACCCAAUUAUCCCAUUGCAGCAUACCGCAUCGACGAUGAGAUGGCUAAUAACUCAUCUUUCAAGUCUUUUGUCGAGCAAUGUACAAGACACCCAGAUGCUCGCAAGUUGGACAUGAAAGCCUUUAUCAAUCGACCCAUCCCCAGGUUGCUGAGAUACGAAUUGCUGCUGAAAAGCAUCUUGGACGAAACUCCGGAAGGUCACGAGGACAGAGAAACAAUACCACAAGUCUUAGAUCUCAUCAAGGCUCUAGGCAAAGAGGCCGAACCGGGUGUGAUGUCGGCAAAACAGAAGGUCGAGGUCUGGCGCUACAAUUCGAACUUGGUAUUCAAGCCUGGCGAAGCAAUCGACAUGGAUCUACUGAACGAGAACCGAUCGCUUAUACAUAGUGGUAGGUUGCUUCGACAGCCUGAUACUGGUUUCGAGUGGAAUGGGUGGACUGAACUCUUCGUGCUGCUAUUCGACAACUAUCUGGUCAUGACAAAACCCAAAGAAAAAGAGGGGAUUACACGUUAUCACGUUUACCGGCGCCCUAUACCGCUCGACCUGCUUACGCUAGUCAAUUUCAGGGAUCCUGCCACUCAGCGGAGUGCUGGCAUCCUUCGCCUUGGCCGUUCGGAGCCCCGGAGUCACUCCGAUACCGUUACGACCCCCGGAGCUGCAAGCUCACCUGACAGUGCCACUGAUUCGCGAGCAGUUUUCCCUUGCAUAUUCCAUCAUACUGGGCGAAUGGGUGGGCUGUAUACUCUAUUUGCAGAGUCUGCACAAGGCCGGAAUGAGUGGAAGGCAAAGUUGGAUGAGGCCAUUGGACUUAGGAAGGUCGUGCAGGAGUCUAACAAGGUAUUCGAGGUUGAGACUCUCAGCGCGGAUACCUUUUUUGUACCCGCGAUGGCUCCUGGCGGCGGUAGCGUUGCUAACAGCCACGAGAACGCAUUCACUGGCAAGGUCACUUGUUCUGUACCAUUCAAUACUGCCGAUGGGCGAGGUCUCGUUGCCAUUGGAUGCGCGGAGGGCGUAUGGAUUGGAUUCCGACAUGAUUCCAGAUCAAUGCGUCGCGUACUUCACUUGAAGAUGGUUACACAGUGUGCAAUGCUAGAAGACUUCGGUAUUUUCCUAGUACUGGCGGACAAAUCCUUGUUCGCGUACCAUAUCGAGGCUCUAGUGCCAUCUUCCCUUCAGAGUGCACAUACCUCACAGACUCCACAAAAGCUGAGCGGCAACAAGGACGUCCAUUUCUUCAGCGUCGGCAGCCUCAACGGUCGUACGCUAGUCAUCUACAUGAAGAAGAAAGGGCUCGAUAGCGUCUUCCGUGUGUUAGAGCCUGUUGUGGGCAAGAUCAAUGAGAGAGCGAAGGCACCGCAGACAUUUAGCUCACGGCUUGGCUUGCGAUCUCAGCGUUCAGAAUGGUUCCGGGUCUACAGGGACUUCUUCCUACCAUCCGAGUCCUUUGACCUGAUUUUCCUGAAGGCUAAGAUCGUGAUUUUGUGCACGAAAGGGUUCGAAAUCAUGGAUCUCACCGAUUUUAAGAGCGUCACGAUUCCUCAACGUGAUGAUCCUCAUCUCGAAAGGCUCGCAAAGAGAUGCGAAUCUUGUAGACCUAUGGGGAUGUUCCGUACCAGUCAGGAUGAAUUCUUGCUGUGCUAUGAUGAAUUUGGCCUCUAUGUAGACCGCCACGGCGAUCCGAGUCGUUCUAUGGGCACAAUUGAAUGGGAAGGAACGGCAGAACACGUCGCAUGGCAUCCGCCUUACGUCCUGCUCUUCGAUACGCGCUUCGUUGAGGUUCGACAUGUGGAGACCGGUCGCCUCGCACAGAUCAUUCCUGGGAACGACGUACGGUGUAUCUGGGAUGGACGAGGAACGAGCAACGUUCCCACAUCAGCAGUUCCAGGACCCGAAGGGUGGACGGAAGGCGUCUCACAAGAACCGCGCGUCCACGGAGUCAUGAACGUUGAAUCCGGUGUUCAACAAGGGACGAAUUCGAGGACCCCAGCACAUCCGGUGGCACAGCAUGUCUUCGAGCUCAUUCCCACUAUACCUCUAUAUCUUCCUGGAUCAUUGUCAUCGCCAUCGCAAGCCACACACUUUGCCCAGAGCAAUUCACCCCCGCACUCGCCCCGGUUGAAUCCAGCGCUGUCUUUCCGAUGA